This is a messenger RNA of Ficedula albicollis (Collared flycatcher), 1740 nucleotides long. It is a transcript of the gene ANO2, whose product is annotated as anoctamin 2. The record is from RefSeq and is a predicted model, not a curated record. NCBI's taxonomy places the organism in Eukaryota, Metazoa, Chordata, Aves, Passeriformes, Muscicapidae. The coding region runs from base 1 to 1740 and encodes 579 amino acids. Gene Ontology annotation, molecular function: chloride channel activity. The transcript has 12 exons. Gene Ontology annotation, cellular component: plasma membrane. Gene Ontology annotation, biological process: chloride transmembrane transport.
AUGGCCUCCUUUGGAUACUCUCUAACAGUUCAAUGUCUUUUUUACAUCGUGGUGCCCGAAGCUGUCCCAGAACUGGAGGUGAGGGCCCCCCAGCGCAGAGCAGAGCGGGACAAUCCCAUUCCCACUGAUUGCCUCGUUCUUAUCUGGCCCAACCCAGUCUCCAGAUCUCAAACUUCAGAUUUGGGAUGUACCCAGCCUGGCUGUCCUCCGCCAACAGGUGUGAAGCCUUCCCGAGGUGGGAACACACUUGGUGGCACCAAGCAGAUGAAUGAAAAGGAGAAGCUGACAUGGAGUGACCGCAUGCCUGGAUAUGCAGCAAACUUUGGACUGAUUUUAUUUAUGGUCAUGCUGACGUUUUCAGCCGUCUUUGGUGUCAUCGUGUACCGGAUCACGACGGCAGCGGCUCUGUCCUUCAGCACAAACGAGACCACCAGGUCCAACGUCCGAGUGACCGUGACUGCCACUGCUGUCAUCAUUAACCUCGUGGUGGUCCUCAUCCUCGAUGAAAUUUAUGGAGCUGUGGCCAAAUGGCUGACAGAAAUCGAAAUACCAAAAACAGAGAAAACUUUUGAGGAAAGACUGAUUUUGAAGGCAUUCCUACUGAAGUUUGUGAAUUCUUAUGCAUCAAUUUUUUAUGUUGCCUUUUUUAAAGGAAGGUUUGUUGGCCGACCUGGUCGUUAUGUGUAUGUGUUUGAAGGUUAUCGGAUGGAAGAGUGUGCUCCAGGAGGGUGUCUGAUGGAACUCUGCAUUCAGCUGAGCAUCAUCAUGCUUGGAAAGCAACUGAUUCAAAACAAUCUCUUUGAAAUUGGAAUCCCGAAGCUCAAGAAGCUCUUCAGGAAGCUGAAGGAUGAAAGAACUGAGGUAAAGGAAAUGGACACCAACCAAUCAAAGGACCCUCAGCAAUGGGAUCUCGACUACAUCUUGGAACCUUUCACUGGGCUGACUCCAGAAUACAUGGAAAUGAUUAUCCAGUUUGGCUUUGUCACACUCUUUGUUGCCUCCUUCCCUCUGGCCCCUGUCUUUGCUCUUCUGAACAACAUCAUCGAGGUUCGUCUUGAUGCAAAAAAAUUUGUUACUGAGCUGAGGAGGCCAGACACAGUGAGAGAAAAAGAUAUAGGUAUUUGGUAUAACAUCUUGAGUGGUAUUGGAAAGCUUUCAGUGAUCAUUAAUGCUUUUGUAAUUGCUGUCACCUCCGAUUUCAUCCCACGCCUUAUGUAUCAAUAUGCAUACAGCCAGAAUGGAACCAUGCAUGGCUUCAUCAAUCACACCCUCUCAUACUUCAAUGUCAGCCAGCUCAAGGCUGGGACACAGCCAGAAAACUCCCUCUUUGCACAGGAGGUUUCAUUCUGCAGGUUCAAAGACUACAGAGAACCACCUUGGUCCCCGCACCAGUACGAGUUUUCUAAGCAGUACUGGGCGGUCUUAUCUGCUCGCUUGGCUUUUGUGAUUCUAUUUCAGAACCUGGUGAUGUUCCUCAGCGUUCUGGUUGACUGGAUGAUCCCUGACAUCCCCAAGGACAUCAGUGAACAGAUCAAAAAGGAGAAGACCGUGCUUGUUGACUUCUUCCUGAAGGAAGAGCACGAAAAGCUGAAGCUGAUCGAAAGCUUUAUCGCACGCGACAAGCAGAAACGCAGGAGCGGCACCAAAAGCAGAAGGACCAGGGCUGCCAGCUUCUCACAAUGUCACCGCAGCCCCAAGGGCAGCUUCACCUCCUUCAGCUCCCAGCACACCGUGGUGUGA